UUGUAUUCAGGUGUAGUCGGCACAUCAAAAUGCGUGGAUUCGGAUGCAGACUGUUACGGAUGGGUGGCCCAGAACCAUACGUGGUGCUAUGAGGAGGACACCUUUACGGCGAGUCUCUGCGACAAGAGUUGUCAGAAAUGUGGUGCACCCGUUCGCAAAGAAUUCGAUUUGAGACGAGUGCCGCAUAAUUUGCAACCGAUCGCAUUUUUAAUCGGUAAAUGGCGUUCUGAAUUUGGCGGUAAGGCAUUCUUUCCAACUAUUCCCAGGUUUACGUACGGUGAAGAGAUUGUUUUCAGUAUUUGCGAUCCACAUUUGAGCGGUGAACCAUCACUCUAUUAUAAUGAAUGCUGUUGA
This is a messenger RNA of Anisakis simplex (herring worm), 354 nucleotides long. Lineage: Eukaryota; Metazoa; Nematoda; Chromadorea; Rhabditida; Anisakidae. The record is from the annotation of a GenBank genome assembly.